AUGAUGGUUCACUGUGCCGGCUGCGAGCGGCCGAUCUUGGACAGGUUCUUGCUCAACGUCCUGGACCGGGCCUGGCACAUCAAGUGCGUCCAGUGUUGCGAUUGCAAAUGCAACCUGACCGAGAAAUGUUUCUCCCGGGAAGGCAAGCUCUACUGUAAGAACGACUUUUUCAGGAGGUUUGGGACCAAGUGCGCCGGGUGCGCGCAAGGCAUCUCCCCGUCGGACCUGGUGCGCAAAGCCCGGAGCAAAGUCUUUCACCUGAACUGUUUCACUUGCAUGGUGUGUAACAAGCAGCUCUCGACGGGCGAGGAGCUUUACAUCAUCGACGAGAACAAAUUCGUCUGCAAGGACGAUUACUUGAGCUCGGCCAGCUUGAAAGAAGGCAGUCUCAACUCAGUGUCCUCUUGUACCGACCGAAGUCUGUCUCCAGACAUCCAGGACCCGAUGCAGGACGACACAAAGGAGACCGACAACUCCACCUCCUCCGAUAAAGAGACCACCAACAACGAGAAUGAAGAGCAGAACUCGGGGACCAAGCGGAGGGGACCCCGGACCACCAUCAAGGCUAAGCAGCUGGAGACCCUCAAAGCAGCUUUUGCUGCCACUCCGAAGCCCACCAGGCAUAUCCGGGAGCAGCUGGCUCAAGAAACGGGACUCAACAUGAGAGUCAUCCAGGUUUGGUUCCAGAACCGACGGUCCAAGGAGCGACGGAUGAAACAACUGAGCGCGCUGGGAGCCCGAAGACACGCUUUCUUCAGAAGUCCUCGACGCAUGCGCCCUCUGGGAGGCCGCUUGGAUGAAUCCGAAAUGCUAGGCUCCACCCCUUAUACUUACUACGGAGAUUACCAAGGCGACUACUACGGGCCUGGGGGCAACUACGACUUCUUCCCGCACGGCCCCCCCUCGCAGGCGCAGUCCCCCGCCGAUUCCAGCUACAUCCCGACCUCGGGAGCCGGCUCCACCCCGCUCGGACCCCUGGAACCCCCUCUCCCCGGGCACCACGCUUCCGAGAACCAAAGGUAUACGGAUAUGAUCUCUCACCCCGACACGCCCAGCCCGGAGCCCGGGCUGCCAGGCUCGUUGCACCCUAUCCCGGGCGAGGUCUUCAGCGGGGGGCCCAGCCCCCCUUUCUCCAUGUCCGGCUACAGCGGGCCCCUCUCGCACCCCAACCAGGAGCUGAACGAGACGGCCGUGUGGUAG
Molecule: messenger RNA, 1200 nt
Organism: Zootoca vivipara (common lizard)
Lineage: Eukaryota; Metazoa; Chordata; Lepidosauria; Squamata; Lacertidae
Gene: LHX5
Product: LIM homeobox 5
Biological process (GO): neuron differentiation; regulation of transcription by RNA polymerase II
Cellular component (GO): nucleus
Molecular function (GO): zinc ion binding; DNA-binding transcription factor activity, RNA polymerase II-specific; RNA polymerase II transcription regulatory region sequence-specific DNA binding
Source: RefSeq, a predicted model, not a curated record